This is a messenger RNA of Austrofundulus limnaeus, 3227 nucleotides long. It is a transcript of the gene itih2, whose product is annotated as inter-alpha-trypsin inhibitor heavy chain 2. Gene Ontology annotation, biological process: hyaluronan metabolic process. Bases 162 to 2996 code for a protein of 944 amino acids. The transcript has 21 exons. The record is from RefSeq and is a predicted model, not a curated record. Gene Ontology annotation, molecular function: serine-type endopeptidase inhibitor activity. Lineage: Eukaryota; Metazoa; Chordata; Actinopteri; Cyprinodontiformes; Rivulidae.
AUAUUUACUGGAGCUGGACGUCGAUCAGUUCAGUGGAUUUUAACCUCCAGUUUUCAGCUCUGCAGGCCUCUCUUUACAUCAGGACUGUCUUCUCUACCCCUGGAACUGGUUUUCUUAUUUUUCACGAGAGUUUGAGAAUAUGUGUGAAUAAACCUGGAAACAUGAGGUGUCUGCUGCUGCUGCUGCUGGGGCUCCUGAUCCUCCAUCAAAGCUGCUGUUUCGAGUUUGUGAUCGACGGAGAGUGGGAGGAAGAUGUGGAUCAUCAGGAUCACCGGGAGAGGCACAAGAGGGCGACGCUGACCAGCGAGGAGCAGGAAGACUUUGAGGCCAUUAGCGGAGAGGACAUCACGGUCAGGAGCUACAAGGUGGAGAGCCGCAUCACGUCCCGCUUCGCUCACGUCACUGUCAAGAGCUCAGUGGUCAACUCAGGCGCCAAGGCUCAGAGCAUCGCCUUCAACGUGCAGAUCCCCAAACGAGCCUUCAUCUCAAACUUCACCAUGAAUGUGAACGGCAUCACGUUUGUGGGCUCAGUGAAGGAGAAGACCGUAGCCAGGAAACUGUACGCUCAGGCCAGAUCCAGAGACAAGGCAGCGGGCAUCGUCAGGACUAAUUCCCUGGACAUGGAGACCUUUAAGACGGAGGUCCACGUUCCUCCUGGCAGCAACAUUGAGUUUGAGCUUCACUACCAGGAGAUGAUGGAAAGGAAACUGGGCUUCUAUGAGCAUUCUUUGUUCCUGCAGCCUGGGAGGCUGGUCCCACACUUCCAGGUGGAUGUUUACAUCUAUGAACCGAAGGGAAUCGCCUAUGUGCAAACACCAAACACACUUGGAGAAAACUUUGCAGAGCUAAUUAAAGUUAUAUCGACCAAAGACAAGGCUCACAUCGUCUUCAAGCCCACCAUAAAGCAGCAGAGAAAGUGUGAAAACUGCACAGAUAGCGCCAUCGACGGUGUCUUUUCUGUCAAAUACGACGUAACCAGAGACAGCAACGCUGGGGAACUCCAGGUGUCCGACAGCUACUUUGUUCUUUUCUUCGCUCCUUCGAACCUUACCCCGCUUCCUAAAAAUAUUGUUUUUGUUAUUGAUGUCAGCGGGUCCAUGUGGGGGGUCAAAAUGAAGCAGACAGUUGAAGCCAUGAAGGCUAUUUUAGAUGAUUUGACUGUGGAAGAUAAUUUCAGCAUUAUAGACUUUAAUCAUAAUGUGCGCUGCUGGAAUGAGGACCUGGUCCCUGGCUCUCCUCUUUACACUGCAAAUGCUAAAACAUAUAUCGAGAACAUCAAACCCAACGGAGGCACCAACAUCAACGAGGCGUUAAUCAGAUCAGUUCAGAUGCUGACCAGGGCGUUCAAUCAGGGAGUCUCCAACCCCCGCUCCAUCUCCAUGAUCAUCCUGGUGUCUGAUGGAGACCCCACUGUUGGAGAGAUCAAACUCAGCGUGAUCCAGAAGAACGUGAGGCGAGUGAUGAAGGAGGAGUUCUCCCUCUUCUCUGUGGGCAUCGGCUUUGACGUGGACUACGACUUCCUGGAACGUAUCGCUAUGGAGAACAGGGGGAUGGCUCAGAGGAUCUACGCCAAUCACGACGCAGCAGAGCAGCUACGGACAUUUUACCACCAGGUUUCAUCUCCUCUGCUGAGGAAGAUCAACAUCCAGUUCCCAGAGGAUGCUGUGACAGAYGUCACCCAGAGCCAGUUCGAUAAGUACUUCAGCGGCUCGGAGCUGGUGGUGGCCGGGCGAGUUCUGCUGUCAGAGAGCAACACUCUGACGGGCUUUACUACAGCCUCCGCUGCCAGUCUGGAGCUCCUUUUGCAGACGGACGCUGACGUGACCGAGUUGGACGCAGAGCUGGCCAAACAGCAGCACUCGUUCAAUGGAUUCGCCCGACAGAUGUGGKCUUAUCUCACCAUCAAACAGCUGCUUGCUGAAAGGUCUUUGGCUACAACAGCAGCCAAAAAGAGAAAAAUCACUCAGCGGAUCAUGACUUUGUCUCUGGAUCAUCAGUUUGUCACGCCGCUCACCGCUCUGCUGGUGGAGAGCGACAACGAGAGGCUGCUGGCCGACUCCCCGAGGGACCCCAAACAAGGCUGCUGCUCAGCAGCUGGUCCAUCUCAUCCUCGUGUUGAUGUGGUCUAUGCAACACCACCUUCACAUCCUCCCUGGGUCGUCAUGCCCACUGCAUCCCCCCAAGGUCCCCGAGAAGCUCAAAGUGGUCCUGAGGAGAGAACUCAGCCCGGCUUUAAGCCUGUGAACAGAGUGGACAACGACCCCCACUUCAUCAUUCACCUCCCUGGAAGGAACAUGGAUGUCUGCUUCAACAUCGACUCCAAACCGGGUCACAUCCUUAACAUGCUGUCAGACGCUGGAACAGGUGUCGUGGUCAACGGUCAGUUAAUCGGCUCCAAAAAGGUGCAGAAAGGCAAACUGAAAACCUACUUCGGCGUCAUCACAGUCUACUACCAGCCAGAAGGAUUCAGCGUGACGGUCAGCACUGACAGCAUCAGCACCACCGAUGGCAGGAGCAACAACUCCUUCACCUGGGGGGCCACCGCUGAUAUCGCACAGGAUGGGGUGAGGGUUUCUAUCAGGAAGAACGCUCACGUCACCAUCACAGUAAAUAAUAGGAUCCAGGUGAUGGUGCUGCUUCACCGGGUUUGGAAGAAACAUCCGGUUAACGUUGACUUCCUGGGGAUUUACAUUCCUGACAACAACCAGUAUUCACCUCUGGUCCAUGGGCUCAUAGGGCAGUUUUCUCGAGAGCCUGACGUGAGGGUCUACGACAUCCACGAAGGAGCCGACCCCCUGAAGAAGGAGGCCACCAUGGAGGUGAAGGGCAACAAGCUGCUCGUCACCAGGGGUUGGCAGAAGGACUACAGACAGGACAUAAAAAAUGGAACGGACGUCUACUGCUGGUUCAUUCAUAACAGCGGGAAAGGUUUCAUCGACGGUCAUUACAGCGACUACAUUGUUCCAGAUCUGAACAGCUUCCUCCAGCUCCCCUGAGGGGCCACACUCACAAUCAGCUGCCCCCUGCUGCUUUUAGAAAAGCUGCAAUCAUCUAAAAAGUUCAAACAAAACAAAAAACAUGCAAUGCAAGAAAAAAAAAAAACACAUUUUGUAAUUUUCUUUAUUAAAAAAGUAUGCUUUUCCAUUUGCACUAAAAGUGAGGUUUGUCAAACAUACUCGGACAAAACAUUGACUUUUGUUCCAAAAAUAAACAGAAAAUACAACGAA